This is a messenger RNA of Monoraphidium neglectum, 874 nucleotides long. RefSeq names its product Poly(A)-specific ribonuclease PARN. The transcript is spliced from 3 exons. The record is from RefSeq and is a predicted model, not a curated record. The annotation marks the transcript as partial. Gene Ontology annotation, molecular function: 3'-5'-RNA exonuclease activity; RNA binding. Gene Ontology annotation, cellular component: cytoplasm. Lineage: Eukaryota; Viridiplantae; Chlorophyta; Chlorophyceae; Sphaeropleales; Selenastraceae.
AUGCGCAUGGCAGCCGCCCCCAGCCGCAGCCAGGCCACCCGUGCCUGCCGCCCCGCGGCGGCGGCACCCGCCGCGCCGCUUGCGUCGCUGUCGCCGCUGCCUCGCCCUGCCAUUCGCGGCACCCGCCACGCGGCGUCCACAUCUGCCGCGGCCACCGACCCAGCCACCACCACCAGCGGCGCCGUCGCCGCCGGUCCCGCCGCCGCCGUGGCCACCGGCAGCACCACGCUGCAGGUGACGCGCGCCAAUUUCCCAGAGGCCCUGGCCCAGGUUCGAGCCGCGCUGUCGGCCUGCCAGUUUUUUGCGUUUGACUGCGAGAUGACCGGCCUCACGCUGGACGGCCAGGAGGACAAGCUGCUGGACGACGUGUUUGACCGCCACGAGCGCACCGUGGCAGCUGCCCAGCAGUUUCUCGUCUGCCAGCUCGGCGUCUCCGCGUUUGUCUGGCGCCCCGACGGCAGCGGCGGCGGCAGCUACGAGGCGCGGACGUUCAACUUUUAUGCGUUCCCCACGCCCCGCGGCGAGUUUGACCCGCGGUUCGUCUGCCAGGCGUCCAGCCUGGCGUUCCUGGCCUCACAGGGGUUUGACUUCAAUAAGGCGCAAGGCGGGCGGCCCCAGGGCGGGAUUGGGCGUGCCAAGCGCCACGCCCGGCCCGCGCGCUCGAGCCGGCCGGCGCUGCGGCGAGGCAGGCGGCCGGCAGACGGCGGCGCCGCGGGAGGCGCCAAGCGGGGCGCGGUGCUGUGGCGCCCUUGCCCGCGGUUUGACCGGCAGUCGCCUAUGAUCUACGAGGGCGUGCCCUACCUGCCUCUGUCGCGGAGGGACCGCGCGGCGGCGGACGCGAAGCAGGCGCAGCGCAGGGAGGUGCGCAUCAGAG